Molecule: messenger RNA, 2709 nt
Organism: Saccostrea echinata
Lineage: Eukaryota; Metazoa; Mollusca; Bivalvia; Ostreida; Ostreidae
Exons: 27
Coding region: 308-2218 (636 amino acids)
Source: RefSeq, a predicted model, not a curated record
UUGACCAACACGGUAAACAUUGUAUUCAGCCAGACUCCAAUGUUUUAAUCAAUGCUGGAAUUUAGCAAUUACGGAAUUUAUUUUUAUGCGUUUAAUAUUUAAUAACGUUAUGUGAAUCUGCAUGUUCCACUUUUAAUACCCUAUUAAACGGGUGUUAAAUUACCGUAACUUGUUGCUCAUUCUUUCGUGACGAAUUACGAGUUAAAGAGAUAUAUAACUUUUUGUCUUUUAGCCUACAGGGGAUAAUACGGUGCCAAAACAGAGGUUUGCGGACUACGAUUUGGGGGACCAUCAUCCAACCAUCAGGAUGUCAUACGAAAAUACCGUAAAGCCUUGGUCCGGGAUGUAUAUGCAACAGUCGACAUACAAGCACGACUUUGUGCCUGCUAACGGGAUCUCACCGAGGAACAGACAGACAAACUACCCAUACGGAGCAGAUGCACCCAAAGCAGAUAUCGCUCCUCCCUACACCAACUUCCGGCCAAGAUUCAGCGACCCUCUUCCUCAGCAUAUUAGAGAUCUGGAUGGUCAGAGAUUUGAUGAUCAACCCCUGACAGACCGGCAAAGAGUCAAGAGAGGGGAGGAGUGGAUAGGCGGGAGACGAUAUGAUGAGCCCUUGACAGACAGAGGCCAAUAUUAUGAAAGAGACCGUGGAAGAGAUAUCUCACCAAAUAGGAGAGAUGACAGAAUGUAUAAUAUACGGGACGAUGGUCGAUACACAUCACUCGAUAGGCAAAAUCUGAGGUUGGGGCGACAUACUUCUCUAGAUAGGUAUGAUUUAAUGGAUAGGCGGAAAGAAAACCUUAAGCAAUACAUCUCAGAUAGGAGGAGGAAUAUACUUGAUGGAAGGUACCAAGACAGAGGAAUGAACGGAUCCCCAGAACGAUAUUAUGACAGAGGCCGUGACUUUGACAGGGGUCGAGGUUAUGACAGAGCCAGGGACGGGUCCCCCAGCAAGUAUAGGGAAUACGAUCAGGGUCGGAAUGCGUAUAAUGGUUAUAAUGAUCGGUAUUAUGAUCCAUCACGUGACAAAUUUAAAUAUCCAGACUGGUACGAGAAGCCGCUACAGCCCGGGAUUGACAGCUACGCGGACCAUAAGAAAAUGGCCGACAGAACAACGUACAAGGAUUACGGAGAGUUUCUACAAGAAAAAAUCAAAAUGGAAGAACUGCGAAAGCAACCUUUGGAGUAUCCUGCAGCUAACCUGAAGGGUCAGCUGAGCCACAGAGACACCUAUCGGGAGCAAAUGUACGGGCCGGACAACGAAAAUAGAUAUUACACCAGGGAUAACAGGCGGUUCUCAAACAUCGACAGGGAGAGGGAAUUGGAGGCUCAGAUUCGACGGGAGAUGGAAAAAAUUGAAAUGCAUGAUGGGAAUUUCAAACCUUGGGGAAGAUAUGCGUAUCAGAAUCCCUCCCAUCAUCCGGGACCUAACUAUGUAAAUGACCGGUACUUACGUCCCGAGGAGCGCCAGCCCAAGUCCACCAAUAGCGGCGUCUACCUCUUCGUCAGAACUAACAAACUCGCCAAGGCAGACGUUGUUAAAGCGCUGCAAGAGGGACGCUCUGUUCUAGCCAACUCGUAUGGACAACUCAAAGGUAUCGCCACUAGCAGAGAGAUUCAGUUGCUGGAGGGACACGAGGGUUGGGACAUCCAUGCUCACAUCACGCGCACUGGUGACUACUGGUUAGAGCAAUCCCAGGAUUCCGCGGAAAUCAAUGACAUCAUCAUAGUUAUCUGGUUCCCGACUUUUAACGAUGCGGAGAAAUGGGUGAUCAGCGAAAAGCACUUCAAAAUUUCAAACUACCCGGACCCGUACGGAAGUGAUGUUUUAAUCCUACCUUUAAAUGAUAGCCAGCCACAGGAAAGGAUAGCUUACACCUACCUAAUGACAGAAUAUCCACGGACAAUGGACUCUGAUUAUUUCCGUGACGUCUUUGCCCCUAGGAUCAGGGCUCUCCUUCAGCAGAAGUUCGGGAUUAACGAGUUCUUCAUCCAGUCUGUCGGUGCCAAGAUAAUCCGCGGUAGCUGGCUAAAAAAUAACAGUAUUGUCACCGGUAUCCAGUUCCGCAAUAGACGGGAGGCCCAGGAUUUCUUCUUUGAUCCUGAAUACAGGCAAAUCCGCCAGGACAUUUACAGACGGAUCGAAAACCUUCCAUUUUAUACGAACCGGUUCAGACCGGUAAGUUUCCUGUUUACCUUGGAUGCUUACGUGUAAAUUUCCGGAUAACCUAGGAUACUUUGUGUAAACCCCCUGUUUACCUUGGAUACUUAGUGUAAACUACCUGACAUGUACGUGUUACCUAGGAGAUUAAGAUUUCUUGACUGAAUUCUCGACAGCACGAUCGUAAAGUGGACUAUAUUAUAUAAAGAAUAAUUCUGCUUUUUAAUCUAUUCUGAGUCAUAAUAUAUUUCCUACACUGCAAUUCACCUCCCUGACUAGAGUAGAAUAGUGAUGCAAACACAACGUAGAAUUCAUCAGAAAUUUCAUCCGUCCAGUUUUACAACGUUGUAUUUGUUGUAUUCCGUAGUGUAGCUGUACACUCAUUGGUAUAGGGGCGUGUUGUUGGAUGGAGAAUGGGAACGUUUUUCUCCAGUUUGUCCUUAUAGUGCUCAUAUUAACAUAAGCCAUGUGGUAUCUAUACAUUUGUUAUCAAUAUUAUACAGAAAUCAAUACUUUGUAUUACGUUUUAUUAAAUAUGUUCUGAU